GCUGGGGGAGGGGGCGCCGGGCGGGGGCAGCCGCGGGGUGGGGGGUGCUUCUCCCGGGACUCCUGCCUGCUCCGGGCACAGCCUUCGGGGGCGCCUAAAACACGCCUUGCCACGCAGUCCCCUCCACACAAGUUUCAUUUCUGAUAGGCGAGUACAAGGAAGUGAAAUGACCUGUACCAGGUCACAGCUCUGGCCAACCCUGGGGUCCUGAGGGCCGGUCCCCGGAUUUGCCUGCGGUACUGCCGGGCCGUCGGCUGGGGGCUGAGCUCCCAGCCCCGCGGGCCGGGCCGCCGCGGGGGACUACAACUCCCACAAUGCGCUCGGCCCAGCCUCCCUCCCCGGCCGCCUCAGGAGAGCCAGUAGGAGAGCAGGGUUUCCAGGGGCCGUUCUCGGCGGCCAAUAAGCGCGGCGGGGGGCGGGCCUCUCCCGUCCAUUGUUCUCGGUGCCCCUCGGGCUUGAGCCGCGGAGGAUCUGGAGGGGCCGUGUCGUGCCCGGGGGCGCUUUUGCGUGCGGAGUGGCCGCGGAAGCCCGACCUGGUCUCCCGAGAGCCCCACCGCUUGUUGAAAUUUGAAGAGGGAGUUGUCUUCUCAGCGAGCCUGGCUCUAGAAGACUCAAGUUCAAGGCUAGAAGCCUGCGUGAUUGCCCUGGGAAGGUGGGUGAUGGCUGCAGAGGGGCCAAGAGGAACCGCUCCCCCGAGCCCCUUGGUCCAGGGGCCUCAAGAGGAAGAUGAACAGGAGGAGGUCACCACCAUGAUCCUGGAGGAUGACUCUUGGGUACAGGAAGCUGUACUUCAGGAGGAUGGCCCUGAGUCCCAGCCCCUCCCCCAGAGCGCUGGCAAGGGCAGCCCCCCCGGGGAGGCUGCUGGAGCACCUCAGGGUGCGCUUGGCCGCCUUCGGGAGCUCUGCCGGCGCUGGCUGAGGCCAGAGGUGCACACCAAGGAACAGAUGCUGACGGUGCUCCCAAGAGAAAUCCAGGCCUGGCUGCAAGAGCACCGGCCCGAGAGCAGCGAGGAGGCCGUGGCCCUGGUGGAAGACCUGACCCAGACCCUUCGGGGCGGUGAUUUUGAGAUCCAGAGCGAGAACGGGGAGAACUCCACUCAAGAUCUUUUCGAGGACGUGGAGGCCCGCGAGCUGUUCUCGGAGACGCCCGACGGGGAGGGCGCUCGGCAGUCGGACUGGGAAAGUGACUCGGAGAGGGACUGGGGGCGCGGAGGGGCCCCGGCCGAGGCCCGCGGGCGGGUGCCGGCCCCGGGCGGGGGGCCGGGGCAGCUCAUAGGCCUGCAGGGCACCUACCUGGGUGAGAAGCCGUACGAGUGUCCGCAGUGCGGCAAGACCUUCAGCCGCAAGUCCCACCUGAUCACGCACGAGCGCACGCACACGGGCGAGAAGCACUACAAGUGCGGCGAGUGCGGGAAGAGCUUCAGCGACGGCUCCAACUUCAGCAGACACCAGACCACGCACACGGGCGAGAAGCCGUACAAAUGCCGGGACUGCGGCAAGAGCUUCAGCCGCAGCGCCAACCUCAUCACGCACCAGCGCAUCCACACGGGCGAGAAGCCCUUCCAGUGCGCCGAGUGCGGCAAGAGCUUCAGCCGCAGCCCCAACCUCAUCGCGCACCAGCGCACGCACACGGGCGAGAAGCCGUACGCGUGCCCCGAGUGCGGCAAGAGCUUCGGCAACCGCUCGAGCCUCAACACGCACCAGGGCAUCCACACGGGCGAGAAGCCGUAUGCGUGCAAGGAGUGCGGCGAGAGCUUCAGCUACAACUCCAACCUCAUCCGCCACCAGCGCAUCCACACGGGCGAGAAGCCCUACAAGUGCGCCGAGUGCGGCCAGAGCUUCAGCCAGAGCUCGGCGCUCAUCACGCACCGGCGCACGCACACGGGCGAGAAGCCGUACCAGUGCGCCGAGUGCGGCAAGAGCUUCAGCCGCAGCUCCAACCUGGCCACGCACCGCCGCACGCACCUGCUGGAGAAGCCGUACAAGUGCGGCGAGUGCGGCAAGAGCUUCAGCCAGAGCUCCAGCCUCAUCGCGCACCAGGGCACGCACACGGGCGAGAAGCCCUACGAGUGCCGGACGUGCGGCGAGAGCUUCAGCUGGAGCUCCAACCUCGUCAAGCACCAGCGCAUCCACACGGGCGAGAGGCCGCACCGCUGCGGCGACUGCGGCAAGGCCUUCGGGCAGCGCUCGCAGCUGGCGGCGCACCGGCGGACGCACACGGGCGAGCGGCCCUUCCAGUGCGUCCUGUGCGGCAAGCGCUUCAGCCGCGGCUCCAUCCUGGUCAUGCACCAGCGCGCGCACCGCGGCGACAAGCCGUACCGCUGCCCCGAGUGCGGCAAGGGCUUCAGCUGGAACUCGGUGCUCAUCAUCCACCAGCGCAUCCACACCGGCGAGAGGCCCUACAAGUGCCCCGAGUGCGGCAAGGGCUUCAGCAACAGCUCCAACUUCAUCACCCACCAGAGGACUCACGUCAAGGACAAGCUGGGCUGAGGGGCGGCCCCGGUGGUCGCGGCCGAAGCCCCGGCACAGAGCACAGGGACGGAGGGAUGGUUUCAUUCCGCGGCGCG
Molecule: messenger RNA, 2566 nt
Organism: Hyaena hyaena (striped hyena)
Lineage: Eukaryota; Metazoa; Chordata; Mammalia; Carnivora; Hyaenidae
Product: zinc finger and SCAN domain-containing protein 2
Exons: 3
Coding region: 315-2489 (724 amino acids)
Biological process (GO): regulation of immune system process; negative regulation of transcription by RNA polymerase II; regulation of cytokine production
Molecular function (GO): DNA-binding transcription repressor activity, RNA polymerase II-specific
Source: RefSeq, a predicted model, not a curated record